Molecule: messenger RNA, 2989 nt
Organism: Nicotiana attenuata
Lineage: Eukaryota; Viridiplantae; Streptophyta; Magnoliopsida; Solanales; Solanaceae
Product: protein DENND6A
Exons: 5
Coding region: 600-2570 (656 amino acids)
Cellular component (GO): recycling endosome
Molecular function (GO): guanyl-nucleotide exchange factor activity
Source: RefSeq, a predicted model, not a curated record
UGUCUCGUAAAAACAAAUUUAUCUUAUUUUCAUUCAAGGCGAAACCAGCUAAAAAGGAGUUUUUGGGUUGAGAGAGACGAGUAUCUGAAAAAGAGAAAUCCAAACAUGAUUAUUAACAGUCUAGUCCCUCAUUUCCAUUUUCUGCUAAGUUCGAUUUGAAUGAGACCUCUAUCCUCCCUAUAAAACCCAAUUCCAAAAUCUACUCUAAUUAUGGAUUAUUUCUGCUGAUAGACGUAAAUAGUCUGUUCCCAGCUGUUAAGCCUCGCUGUACCCUCACAUUCAAAUUCUUGGAUAGACCCACUUGUUUUUUUCUUCUUUUUUUUUGCCCCCUUUGCUGAUAAAUAACAAGCACAUUGGAUCCAGACGCAAUUGUUUUUUAAUAACUGAACCGUGACCCACUUGUUUUUUUAAUCUUUCAAGCUUUUAUCUUCCGAUCCAUCUACAGCGUUCGAGGCAGAUAUAUAUAUAUAUAUAUAUAUAUAUUUGUUGAAUUCAGGUUGAAUUGGUUAUACAAGUUUCUGUAUAUUUUUCUGGAAUGACAAAUGGGAAGCCAAAUUUUAUUAGUAUGAAUAUGUUGUAGUUGUUUGAAGUAGCCGGAAAUGAGCAGAUCACCAUCAUUUUCGGUGAAAUCAGAAGCAGAUAAUUUAAAAAUAGAUGAAAAUUCCUUACAGCAAUGGGUAGUUGGGUUCUGUAUCAUUAGGUUUGAUCUAGAACAGGGACAGCUCAUUGAAGAGUGUUACCCCUCGGGCUGUCUAACGCAUAAUGAGGAGCUUGAAGUUGCGUUUAGCUCAUUUCCGGAUUCCGUUUCUCAGAAUCAUAACCGAUCAAGUAUCCAUGAUUGUAUCUUUUUCUUUCGUGUCCGGAGGCAGGGGAAUCCUCUGCCUUCAUCCGAGAUAGUUGAAGUGGAUGAUACUCGAGUGACAGCUACUGAUAAGGUGUUAAAACAACGGAGUAGAAUUCAAACGGGGACGAAUUCUAGAUAUUUGUAUGGUUUUGUGUUUAAUAGGCAGAGACACGAUGAAAGGCUAAAACGGGGUGGUGAGCAGAAGUCUGUGGUAAUUCUUUCUCACAACCCGUUUUCUAGUGUCUUUAGACCUUUGCUGCAGAUCAUGGGUCCUUUGUACUUUGACAUUGGAAAGAAAGCCCUUAAUUUUAUUGCUGCUUAUGUAUCAAUGUGGCCUGCUCCUGUACCUGGUCAGUUAAUGGAGCUUCCAAUUGGUAAUGCUACUCUUAAAGUGAACUUGCCACCUGCCCAUUGUAUGCCUUUGGAUUGUGGAGUACUUUUUGAAGAGUUGGCUUCACCAAUAGCCCCGUUUCUUCCUUCCAAUCAAUCAGUUCCACAAGGUCUUUUCCAUGAUGCAGAUCUUUUUGGGACAUUUAGGGGACUUCUAAUGCAGCUUUGGAAGUUAUGGGAAUUGUUACUUAUUGGAGAACCCAUGCUUAUCAUAGCGCCAACGCCACCUCAGUGUUGUGAAGCUGUUGCUGGUUUGGUUAGUUUGGUUGCUCCGCUUCUUUGUAGCAUUGAUUUCAGGCCUUACUUUACUAUUCAUGACCCCGAUUUUGCUCGUUUAAACUCCCUUCAAGAAGGUGCUGCUUUUCCUCCAAUGAUUUUGGGUGUGACAAACCUCUUUUUCUUGAAAGCCCUUCGAAGCAUUCCACACGUCUUAUCGGUUGGAAAUCCUACCAUGAACGCAACUCGACUUCCAUUUGCUGCUAGAGCUUCAACUGGCAGAAUUCCGGCUGGACCUGAAGGACUUAGUCUUCCUAAUCUUUCCUUGAGGAAAUUUGCGCCUUCAAAUUUUUUGAAUGCUAUGAAAUUGAGGAGAGAUGGUCCACUCUGCCUGAUGACUGAGCACAAGGAAGCCAUUUGGAGCAGUUACGCUCCAAUUACAAAGCCAGACACUUCAAUCUUGAAUAGGCUAAUUGAUGCAGGUUUGUCACCCAGGGUAGAGGAAUCAAUGUCAGUUGUUAAUAAUGACAUACUUCGUCGGCACUUCUUAGAGCUGACAACCAACUUCUUGGCCCCAUUUGGCCCAUAUUAUAGACUAACAACACCUUCUGAAGGAUCUUCUCCAUAUAUUGAUCCUCCUCCUCUACCCACAUUUAAUGCUGAGGACUUCCUCGCUAGCUUAUCUGCAAGGGGUCCUGGAAAGUUUCUGUUGAAGAGGAUGAAAUCCAACUGGCUGGACCUUUACAGGCGGUUUCUGAAAGGGCACAACUUUUUGCCUUGGUUUCAACGAAAGCGUGCUGUUGCUGAACAAGAACAGUAUAGGCUGUGGAGGCAAGCUAGAAUGAGGGCUGACAUUCAACAGUUGAUAUCUAGAAUGUCUGAGUUGGAGAUAGUUGAUACGUUUAAUGCAAUUGAGAGGCAUCUUCUUGGAGAAAUGCAGCAGUCGAGCACUACUGAGGCAGGUUCUGAUGCCACUUGCUCCAAACUAAGGGGGGAUCUUCAGGCAGUGUUUAAUGUCCUUCCAAAGGACGUGCAGCAGCUUAUGCUAAUGAACCCUGAGAGGGCAGCACUUGUACAAGGAAAUCAUGAUGGUGAACUUCCCUCUAAUUCAACCAGGUGACACAAGCUUAUGAGACGGAUAGAAUCAGACAGCCGAGUGGAGAGUUAAAUGAUGCCGCUAGAAGAUGUAGAAUCAGUCAUGUCCUCUUCUCCGCUGUAAUUUCUUGCAGGAGCUGGACUUCUCAAUGAUUCUGCUGUAAGAUAACUUUGGCAAAGAACCCUGGUUUUUUGAAGCUGUGCGGUGGACUGAGAUUACAUUCUUCUUCUAAAUUGGUAUUCGAAUGUUUCCAGGGAAUGAUUGUUAUAAGAUGUUUCAGGAUGAGUGGAAAUCUGCUUUUUAACUCACUACUGAAAGGGAAAGCGAUUUCUCGAUAUUACAGAAACAAAUUAUGAGCCCUUUCGCUGUAAAACUCCAGCUUUGUCUCCGCAUUUCUGUUUAAAUCUUUCUUAAUGAAGUGUAUCCUCUUUGGUUUUUGUUUC